UAAGAAGCGACCGACAACAAUUCAUCGAUCGAAAAAAUCGAUUUGUUUUUUUAAACAAAAUGUGCAAUAAAUUCACGGUAUUAUCUUUGGCAUAUUUGGCCGUUUUCGUGGCAGUUGUUAAUUGUGAUGAUGGUGCUUCACCUGUGGGACUAGUAGAUAUUCUAAGCAAAGAUGUAGACGUCGGUCGUACUUUCGGUCACAAUGCCCUCAAGCGGUUGUCCUUCAUAUUCCUCCCAGUCAUGUUCACACUGGGAGUGAUCUCAACACUCUUGAUGGCGCUAGCCGUAAUAUCUGUUAAGAACCUCGCCAUUGGAGUUGUACUGCUCAUUGUGUCUGUAAGCCAGGCGGUUACCAGAUUAUUUGCGGCCACAACAGCACCGUCACCUCUCGUGCUGCACCCUCGUGCUGAGUUCCUCCCUGCUCCAGCCGUACCUGCCCCAUGGCCCGCCAGCGGUCCUCUUCUAUCGCCCUGGGCCAGAUCCGACAACGAAGCUACUAUUCCCGAAUAAAAUAUUUGACUUCGAAAAUGCAAUAAGUUUCAGAUCACGUAAUUCAUUAGAUAUGGUUUUGAUUCAUAGCGCGUGUAUGCCUAUUUUAUAAGUUUUAUGAGUUCUGUCUAGGAAUUUAGGUCACGAAUGUUGGGUAUGUAGUUUAAUAAGCUAUUAGCAUUUGUUGUCUUUAAUUGAAAAUUUUUGAGAUUUAUAUAGAUUUUAACAUGCCUUUGUAUUUUAGUGCUGGUUAAAAUUCUACCUCAUUAUUAGAUUGAUCAGACACCAAACUUUGUAACACUAAUGAUUGAAUAUUGUAGUGUAGUGAAAAUUAUCGUUUGUGGUAAAAGUUAUUUAUUUUUAAUUUUAUUAGGAUUUAUGGAAGCGACUUCGUCUGCCUGUCGCGAACUGUUCGAUUCGUGAAAGCUAGACGACGUAUAUUUAAAUGUUAUGUAAUAAAAUGCAUUUAUGAAACAAA
Bombyx mori (domestic silkworm) is the source of this 966-nucleotide messenger RNA. It is a transcript of the gene apn, whose product is annotated as protein apnoia. The coding region runs from base 60 to 509 and encodes 149 amino acids. Lineage: Eukaryota; Metazoa; Arthropoda; Insecta; Lepidoptera; Bombycidae. The record is from RefSeq and is a predicted model, not a curated record. The transcript is spliced from 3 exons.